AUGGCACCCUUCGUGCCACUGAAGUCUCUGGAGUCGCCUCAGAGGCUCCCGGCGACAGCCGAGUCGAAGCUGGAGCCGGAAACCAUCGAUCGUCAGGCCUUGAAGCAAGGAGAAUUGAGAGCCGUAGAGGCGAUGCGGAGAAGCUGUCCCUUGCCCUUGCUCUCCUUGCAGAUGGAUGGUCGUCCUCCGCAGACCGCGGCGGAGCAGCUGGAAGUUUUCACAGGUCCUUGCGGGCGUCGUGUCCCUCUGCCCGUGCGGCUGGAAGGUGCCUCGGAGCCCAAGGAGCUCCUGCGUUUGAACCUGGAAGCGAUGCAGUUCAGCCGGCGCUGGUCACCAUGGAGGCUUCAUUGCCCCGUCUCGCUCUAUGAGAAGCAGCUGACCCCAGGAGUCGAGGAAUUUGCUGUGGACUAUGCAGGCUACGUCUUCCUCUUUGCCGGAGAGGACCCAAUGCGCCGCUUCUGUCAGUGGCCGAAACGCUUCUUGACAGAGAUGCCUUGCAUCAACGCGCCAGGUAUGACCUUAGGCUUCGUCCUCCUGAGCCCUGCAUCCUUCCGAGCCACUUCGCUGGUCCAGCGGCUCCAUGACGUCUACGGCUUCGACGCGGUGGACCCGCUGCGGCUCUUGCAGCUGGCCCUGAAGCAGCCGCCGAUGCCCGAGGAGAUCCCCGAAGAGGGCACGGUGCCCGUGCCGCUGGAGACGGAGCCCUACCUGUUAGCCUCGGAAUACCAGGAACUGCGAGCAGGCAAGACGGUGUCGACCACGACUUUCCUGCGACUCAUCGCGAAACAGCUGGGGAUUGAGAAGAACUUGACCUUGAUCCAAAAACAGGCGGAAGCUCUGGAAGAUGCCAAGAAACGCUUGGAGGAGGCACAAGCGAAUGGCAGCGAUCCGCCGGAAGGAAUCGUGCUGGAUGAUGAAGGUCAGCCAGUGGUUGAACUCGAAGAGCCCUUGAAAAAACCAUCCAAGGGCUACGUCCUGCAGGGCUUCCCGGAGUCGGCAGAGCAAUUGGAAGCCAUGAAGUUGAAGAUGGGCCUUGUGCCAGAUCAGGUGCUAUUGCUGAAGGUCUUGGGUGAAGAGGCGCCUGAGACCCUGGAGAUUUUGCAGAAAGAAGGUCUGGGUGCUUCUCAACCCCUGCAGCCCCUCCUGGAGACUCAGUUGACUUCCUUUGAGGGAUUGACUGCGGUGGAAGGAUUGAAGGUCUCGGAGGUGGCAUUGGAGGUGACAGAGGAUGAGCAAUUUGUGCAGAUCAGAAAGCACAUCGAUCCCUUUUACCAGGUGGUGGAGGCUGAGGCCAUAGCAGCGGAGAUCCCAGACCCGGAGGAAUGGACGCCGCCCGAAGAGGACCCCGAUGAUCCAGCUGCGGAGCCUGAAGAACGGCCCAUCAUCCAGUGGGGCACUUGCGGCCCUUACUGUCCUGUGACUCUCAAGGCGCAACGCUGGCUGUACCCAGGCCAAAAGGACUUCCAACACGUCUACCGCAACGUUGUCUUUGCGCUGGGCAAUGAAAGGGCCAGCGAGGCCUUUGUGAAGGAACCUGCCGCCUACGUCCAGACGGAACCUGCCCUGCCGCCUCCCCGGAUUCUGGUCACGGGACCCACGGGCUCGGGCGUGGCCCGACAGUGCGAGAUGCUGGGCGAGGUCUACAAGAUUCCAGUCCUCAAACUCGAAGAAGUCUGGAGGAGCAAGGUGGAGAAGCGUUUGAUGCAAGUCAAGGAGGCUCGCAAAGCGGCGCAGAAGAAGGAAGCGCUGGAGCAGAGCAUGUUGGAGGACGACAAGCCCUUGUUUCCAGAGGGUUGGAUGCCGCCCGAAGAGGUGCCUGAGGAUGCAGAGGAUCCAGCUGAUCAGGCCCCACCAGAAGAGGAAGAUGGCUUAGAUGAUGAGCAGAGGGAGGAACUCUUUGUCAUGGCCAUGAAGGAUUCUCUGGGACCCCAUUGUGGUGCCUGCAUUCUCGACGGCACCUGGUUUGGAGAUUUGAAGGAUGAGGAGAUGUCAGAGGAGAUGAAAACCGCGAGGUCGCUGCAGAAUUUGUUGGUGAAGGCACAACGUCUGCCAGAUUUCACGGUCGUGCUGAAGUGCAAGAAUGACUUCGCUGCCAAGAAGACCUUUGAUUUCGAAAGCAUCGACCGGGACUACGAGGCGCGACUGGCAGAAUACAAGGCACAAGUUGCGGCAGCGGAGGCAAAGGAGGAAGAGCCACCAGAAGCACCGGAGGGUCUGGUGACCGAUGAGACCGAAGAAAAGGAAUCAGACCGCGUCAAGGCACGGUUCAUCGAAAGCAAGUCGGCUCAGCAACAGGUGCUGAAGGACAUGAUGGAGGUCUUUCAAACCUCCCGGGCGCCACUGCAGAAGGUGUCCUCGGAUCGUGGAGAUGGGCCCACGCACAAAGCCAUUAGGUCCCACUGCCGUCCCUAUCUGGAACAGCGCGGCAGCUUGCUGCUGCGGCAUCAGCUACGAAAGGUCUCCAACUUGAAGGCGGACGAUCAGUUACGACGAGGAUUUGAGCUGUUCCGAGAUUUCCGGUAA
Cladocopium goreaui is the source of this 2523-nucleotide messenger RNA. Lineage: Eukaryota; Dinophyceae; Suessiales; Symbiodiniaceae. The record is from the annotation of a GenBank genome assembly.